GCGGCCGGAAGUAGCGUCAGGGGUGGGCGCCGCCGGAAGUGACGUCAGUGCGUGGCGGCGGCGGCCUGAGGCGGGAGCGGCGGUUGGAGCCGAGGGGACGGCGCCAUGUCCUCCACGUCACAGAAGCACCGGGACUUCGUGGCGGAGCCGAUGGGGGAGAAGCCGGUGGGGACGUUGGCCGGGAUCGGGGACGUGCUGGGCAGGAAGCUGGAGGAGAAGGGCUUUGACAAGGCCUACGUGGUGCUGGGGCAGUUCCUGGUGCUGCGCAAGGACGAGGAGCUGUUCCGGGAGUGGCUGAAGGAAACGUGCGGAGCCAACGCCAAACAGAGCCGGGACUGCUCGGGCUGCCUGAGGGAGUGGUGUGACGCCUUCCUCUGAGCCCCCCACCCCCACCACGGGCACCUCAAACCCCCUCCCCCUCCCCCAAAGCUUCCCCUGCGCCCCCAAACCCCU
Molecule: messenger RNA, 453 nt
Organism: Empidonax traillii (willow flycatcher)
Lineage: Eukaryota; Metazoa; Chordata; Aves; Passeriformes; Tyrannidae
Gene: BANF1
Product: barrier to autointegration factor 1
Exons: 3
Coding region: 106-378 (90 amino acids)
Molecular function (GO): DNA binding
Source: RefSeq, a predicted model, not a curated record